GCUUCUUGAAGUCCCAAUCGCAGACAUUUUAAGUGAAUGGUCUCAAACAGUUUUCAUAAAUCUGGUUGGCAACUUGGUUUUCUCAUGUACUUCCCAUAAUGAGUACUGUAACUCUGAGGUGGAUCGGCGAUUUAGACCAAGACAAACGUGAGCAGGCUGGAUGUGUUAGUUCAUCGAGCGACCAAUAUCGUCCGAAAAAAAUAGAACUGAAACCUGGACAGAAGGAAAUUCGAAUUGGGAGAAUCAACACAAAAAUUCCUCCUGACUAUGCGAUUGAAAGCUGUAUCAACAGCCGCAUGAUAUCUCGGAAUCAUGCCACUAUUGAGCGUUCCGCUAAGGGUGGUUCAAUUCUGUAUGAUCACAGCAUGAAUGGCACAUACGUUAACUACACCAGAGUCAUGGGUGGAGUGACUCUUAAACAUGGAGAUAUUGUGUGCUUUGGUCACCUUAAUGGUGCAAAUCUGAAACCAGGAGAGCCAGUGGCACUCUUUUACUCCGACCUAAAAUAUCGAGUGGAACUAAGUGAUUCCCCAACUAAGGAAAACGUUGUAGCAGGAACAACUAAAAAACGCAAAUCAUAUCCUGCACAACCAGGUUCUACAGUAUCUUCCACACAGCGUUCCGAUGGUGAAGAUGAUUCAAUAGGGUCAAGUGAUGACGGCUCAAUUGAUGCUAAGCGACCUAAAAGUAAUACAAUAUCGGGUGCAUCACGAAGUGCUAAUCGUCAAAAGUUCAAAAAACCCGUAUCUUCAAAUCGCCACAAAUUAGAUGAAGAAGAUGAUGGAGAUAGCAAUGAAGACGCUGAUGACAAUUCCAAUAACAAACGUAUGAGUUCUGCCAGUUCUAAAGCAAUCAAAAAGCGUUCAAAUGGCACAGAGAAGGUCAAAAAAUCCCAUUCCAAUUCUGUUUCUCGUAAAACUAGCGGAACGAAGCCUAGUCAUUUACACAAUAAGGAGAAGCGCCGUUCAGGAAAAUCAAGUAAAUCUGGAGUUUUUGAUGCCGAAGAUGAUGCCGGUGGUAGUGAAAUGUUUCAUUAUGAUAGCGAAGAAUGUUCAGCCAGACCAUGUAAGCAGCCUCAAGACAUAGCGAUAGACUGGAUCCAGUGUGACCGUUGUACUUUAUGGUAUCACCAAGUAUGCAUAGGACUGAAACCAAGUGAAGCAAACGUUGAAACUUACUACUGCCCUUAUUGUAAAAAGUGACUUCUCUGAUUGGGGUCAGAUAGUCUGUCCAACUUCUGAUCACAUUUUUAUUCGUGUACAUAAUAAACAAUAAAAAUGAAUUUUAUUCUGAUAAGUCUAAUCUUAGAGAGAUCCAGGUGUUCUACCAACUUGUUGAUAUUUUUAUGCAUGCAUUUGGAUUGAUCUCAUUCUCCGUCAGAAUAUGUGGCACCCUCUUGACUGGUUUCUUUUCUGUGCUUUCACUUUGAAUUAGUAUUGAUACCUUUCAAGCAGCUGUUCAGAUUCAUCAUUAAUGAUUUGUGUGAAUAGAAGUACUUAGAACUGAUUCGUUUGUCGGUCACUUCCUCUUCUCUGAACUGACUUUGAAAGCAUAUGUACAUACAUUAACUAAUGAAUAUUGUUUUUUGGUCUUCUGUACUUUAAUUUCUACUUGAAUAUAAGUUUAUUGUCCUUGUGUCUAUUUAAGUAGUUACAUUGCUAUGUUGCACACUGAAGCAUUUUCGAUGCUGCUACAACAAUGUUAGUUACCAGCAUCUUUUACUCCCAUCUUGAAUCUUUUAUGGUUAAAUUUGUUGGCUUUCAUACUUUCACACUGCUUAUUCAUUGCUCAUAAAUAAUAAUAUGGCAUGUAAUUA
Heterobilharzia americana is the source of this 1816-nucleotide messenger RNA. NCBI's taxonomy places the organism in Eukaryota, Metazoa, Platyhelminthes, Trematoda, Strigeidida, Schistosomatidae. The record is from the annotation of a GenBank genome assembly.